Molecule: messenger RNA, 571 nt
Organism: Scatophagus argus
Lineage: Eukaryota; Metazoa; Chordata; Actinopteri; Scatophagidae
Gene: atp5if1b
Product: ATP synthase inhibitory factor subunit 1b
Exons: 3
Coding region: 75-413 (112 amino acids)
Biological process (GO): negative regulation of ATP-dependent activity
Cellular component (GO): mitochondrion
Molecular function (GO): ATPase inhibitor activity
Source: RefSeq, a predicted model, not a curated record
AUAAUGGCGCCGUCCUGUGGUGUAGUUUUGAGGACAAGGGCAAAUUCUCUUGUCACUCUCAGUGUUGUUUUCACAUGUUGGAGUCAAACAUGGCGAGGUUUUUGAGGCCUAACAUCAGGAGUUUUGUCACCUCACAGCUAAGAAUGUCAUCCGACCAGCUGGGUGAGCUGGGUAAAGGUGCAGGAAAAGGUGGUGGUGGAGGAGGGUCUAUCAGAGAGGCAGGUGGAGCCAUGGGGAAGAAACAGGCUGCUGAGGAGGAGAUGUAUUUUAAGCGUAAGGAGCAGGAGCAGCUUGCUGCAUUGAAGCAGCAUCACCAGGAGGAAAUUGACCACCACAAAAAGGAGAUUGAACGUCUGCAGCGUGAGAUUGACCGCCACAAGGGAAAGAUCAGGAAGCUGAAGCAUGAUGACUGAGUGAACUCUUCCCUUAAAUAAAGUUCCAGUUUUCUCACCGAUCCACCUACACAACUUUACUCAGAUUUCUGCAUGCUCUGUGACACCAGACCAGUCAUGAAUAUGUGGGUGAAUGUACUGUAAAUGCUUGGACAUUAUUAAAACCUGUCACAACCUGA